This is a messenger RNA of Platichthys flesus (European flounder), 5473 nucleotides long. RefSeq names its product glutamate receptor ionotropic, kainate 2-like. The record is from RefSeq and is a predicted model, not a curated record. Gene Ontology annotation, biological process: synaptic transmission, glutamatergic; monoatomic ion transport; modulation of chemical synaptic transmission. The transcript has 16 exons. Lineage: Eukaryota; Metazoa; Chordata; Actinopteri; Pleuronectiformes; Pleuronectidae. Gene Ontology annotation, cellular component: postsynaptic membrane; kainate selective glutamate receptor complex; presynaptic membrane. Gene Ontology annotation, molecular function: kainate selective glutamate receptor activity; transmitter-gated monoatomic ion channel activity involved in regulation of postsynaptic membrane potential. The coding region runs from base 401 to 3139 and encodes 912 amino acids.
AGGGGGCUGCAUAUCGCUGCUGUAUCCUCUGCUCGGCGCUCUCCGGCUCCUCACCAAGCCUCUCCAGCUCAUCUCCCACAGCCCAUGCUUUGGGGCUCUCUCUCUCAGCCCCCUCCCCACUGGAUCCGUACCCUUCGACAUGGAUGUCCCGCCGUCCCUCGACCCGGAGGAUUGUUGUUUCUUGGCGCAGUGAAGGAGGAGAAGGAGACGGUGGAAGGGAUCAUGCCGGGACUGCUAAUGGAUUUAGGGAGAGCGCAAGUGACCAUGCCGUGAUCUUGCGCAUCCAGGGCCGCCGUCACCCUGCCUUGCCCAGCGACCGGAGAAGAAUUACGGGGGAAUCGAACCCGCGCACCGGGGGGGUUUAAACCGCUGUGCAUUCUUUUUUUUUUCCCACAACAACAUGAAGAUUACCUCCCAUCAUCUGAUGAUAACCAGUCUCGUUUUCAGGUCCAACCUCAGGCUGAUCCCGCUUCUGCUGCUGCUGCUUCUUGGAUACACUCGCGGGAUGCCACACGUUUUGAGAUUCGGAGGAAUAUUUGAAUCCAUCGAGAGCGGCCCCUCCGGAGCAGAGGAACUCGCCUUCAAAUUUGCCUUGAACACAAUCAACAGGAACCGCACCUUGCUCCCUAACACCACGCUGACCUAUGACAUCCAGAGAAUCAACAUCUUCGACAGCUUCGAGGCCUCGAGGAAAGCAUGUGACCAGCUCUCCCUCGGGGUGGCGGCCAUUUUUGGCCCCUCGCACAGCUCGUCGGCCAAUGCAGUCCAAUCCAUCUGCAACGCUCUGGGCGUGCCCCACAUCCAGACCCGGUGGAAGCACCAGGUGUCGGACAACAGGGACUCGUACUACGUCAGCCUGUACCCCGACUUCUCGUCCCUCAGCAGGGCCAUCCUGGACCUGGUGCACUUCUUCAAGUGGAGGACGGUCACUGUUGUCUAUGAUGACAGCACAGGUCUCAUUCGACUGCAGGAGCUGAUCAAGGCGCCGUCACGAUACAACAUCCGUUUGAAGAUCCGACAGCUGCCCACCGAGACCAAGGACGCCAAGCCCCUCCUGAAGGAGAUGAAGAAAGCCAAGGAGUUCCACGUCAUCUUUGAUUGUGGCCAUGAGAUGGCUGCCUGGAUCCUGAAGCAGGCCCUCGCCAUGGGUAUGAUGACAGAGUACUACCAUUAUAUUUUUACUACCCUGGACCUGUACGCCCUGGACAUGGAGCCGUAUCGUUUCAGCGGCGUCAACAUGACUGGGUUCCGCAUCCUGAACACGGAGAGCUCUCAGGUGACGUCCAUCAUCGAGAAGUGGUCAAUGGAGCGGCUGCAGGCCCCCCCCAAACCGGACUCUGGCCUGCUGGAUGGAUUCAUGACGACGGACGCGGCGCUGAUGUACGACGCCGUGCACGUGGUGGCGGUGGCGGUGCAGCAGUCGCAGCAGAUCACCGUCAGCUCUCUGCAGUGCAACCGCCACAAGCCUUGGCGCUUCGGCGGGCGUUUCAUCAGCCUCAUCAAAGAGGCUCACUGGGACGGCUUGACGGGACGUGUUCUCUUCAACAAGAGCAACGGGCUGAGAACGGAUUUCGACCUGGACGUGAUCAGUCUGAAGGAGGAAGGGCUGGAAAAGAUCGGAACGUGGGAUCCUCCCAGUGGCCUGAAUAUGACAGACAGUCACAGGAGCAGGACGACCAACAUCACCGACUCUCUGGCCAACAAAUCCCUGCGUGUAUCCACGAUACUGGAGGAGCCGUACGUGAUGUUUAAGAAGUCGGACAAGCCCCUGUAUGGGAACGACCGCUUCGAGGGCUACUGCAUCGACCUGCUGAGGGAGCUCUCCACCAUCCUGGGUUUCCGCUAUGAGCUGCGAUUGGUGGAGGACGGGAAGUUCGGCGCCCUGGACGAGAGCACGGGCCAAUGGAACGGCAUGGUGCGGGAGCUCAUAGACCACAAAGUCGACCUGGCAGUGGCUCCUCUGGCCAUCACCUACAUCCGGGAGAAGGUCAUCGACUUCUCCAAGCCCUACAUGACGCUGGGGAUAAGUAUCCUGUACCGCAAGGCCAACGGCACCAACCCCGGGGUCUUUUCCUUCCUCAACCCCCUCUCACCCGAUAUCUGGAUGUAUAUUCUGCUGGCUUGCUUGGGUGUCAGUUGUGUGCUGUUUGUCAUAGCCAGGUUUAGCCCUUACGAGUGGUACAACCCGCACCCCUGCAACCCCGACUCAGACGUCGUGGAAAACAAUUUUACGCUGCUCAAUAGUUUCUGGUUUGGAGUUGGGGCUCUCAUGCAGCAAGGAUCAGAGCUCAUGCCCAAGGCCCUCUCGACUCGAAUAGUGGGAGGCAUCUGGUGGUUCUUCACCCUCAUCAUCAUUUCCUCGUACACGGCCAACCUGGCGGCCUUCCUCACCGUGGAGAGGAUGGAGUCGCCCAUCGACUCGGCCGACGACCUGGCCAAACAAACUAAGAUCCUGUACGGCGUGGUGGAGGACGGCGCCACGAUGACCUUCUUCAAGAAGACGAAAAUCUCCACCUACGACAAGAUGUGGGAGUUCAUGAACAGCCGGAGACAGUUCGUGGUGGUGAAGGACGUGGAGGAGGGAAUCCAACGCGCCCUGACCUCGGACUACGCCUUCCUCAUGGAGUCCACCACCAUCGAGUUUGUCACGCAGCGCAACUGCAACCUCACGCAGAUCGGGGGCCUCAUAGACUCCAAGGCCUACGGAGUGGGGACGCCGAUGGGCUCUCCGUACAGAGACAAGAUCACUAUAGCCAUUUUGCAGCUGCAGGAGGAAGGGAAGCUGCACAUGAUGAAGGAGAAGUGGUGGAGGGGGAACGGCUGUCCUGAAGAGGAGAGCAAAGAGGCCAGCGCUCUGGGGGUGCAGAACAUCGGAGGGAUCUUCAUCGUGCUGGCGGCCGGCCUGGUGCUGUCAGUGUUCGUGGCUGUGGGGGAGGUCCUCUACAAGUCCAAACAGAACGCCCAGCUGGAGAAGCGGUCGUUCUGCAGCGCCAUGAUGGACGAGCUCCGCGUGUCUCUGAAGUGCAAACGCCGGCUCAAACAAAAGCCUCAGCCGCCCGCCAUCGUUAAGACCGAGGAGGUCAUCAACAUGCACACGUUCAACGACAGGAGACUCCCGGGGAAGGAAACCAUGGCGUGAAGCGCCGAACGCACCCCCCCGGAACACCCCGCCCCCCUCCCUCCUCCCCAGUAAAACCAACAAGAGGACAGGGGGACACUGGGAGACAUUAAUGCUGACUUAUCCCCAAACUGAAGUUAGUGGUCCAAAAAAAAACAACAGGAUUCCUUUUGAACCCACUCGCUUACGUAGACGGAUGUUUCCUGUGGAAAUAUAGAAACCUGAGCAGUGUCACCUCACUGUGACGUUCACUACUUUGAAAAAGGACGGACUCUUGGGGGGAGGGGGGGUUGUUGUGCCGAUGACGUGUGUAUUAUUGAAACCAAGUCCAAGUACGUUUGGGAUAAAAAAAGAAAAAAAACAUAAGUGUGAACACACACACGUAACACAUGUAUGCACACACAUAUGCACACACACUCAUCUGACACCUGUGCAGAAGGGGAAAGUCUAUCGUGAGAGUAACACCCGAUGUAGUUUUUUUUUUUGUUGAUGUCAAUGCCCUUUUGUCUUACCUCCAUGUGAGUGUGUGUGUGAACCCCCCCCCCCCCCCCCCCCUUCGUUAACUCCCUUCAGUGGCUUGAGUUCCUUUCUAAUGAUUUUGAUCAAAAACGCUAAUCUCACACCAACAGCAGGGGGCGGUAGACUGACCCGAGCGGUUUGCUGACGUGGGACCGAUGUAUAAAAGUGAUGUUUAGUUCGGAUUCAUCUACGCCGACCUUGUUGACCACCCAUCGUUUUCUUCUGUAACGCCUUUCUCGUGCCAAAGGUCUGCCAUCGUGUAAGAACCUCCCAUCACGCCGCCUUCUAUGUUCCGAAGCCUCCAAAAGAAAAACGUACACUGUCAAAGUCCUCAUCCGUGUCCUUCCGUGUCCACGCCCGGCCUGCGGUUCUCACUCUGUAUCGGUUGUUGUUUAAAAUGCAGUAUUUCUACAAAAAAAUGUUUUUUUUUUGUACAACAACAAGAGGUUUUGUAGGACUUUGUAUCAUGGUAGCCCCUCCCCCCCAUGGAUAAGAUAUGUAGCAGAUACCAACUCAGCCAUCAAACUCUGCUGUGUAGGGUUCAUCUCUGUCUCUCAUCGCUCAGAGAGUCGGGCCUUGUCUUUCCGUCGGUCUCGUGGAGACAGCGAUCAGUGUCUGGGGACAAAGUGGUGGAUUUUGCCGGGUGUGUAAGAACAAUGAGACCGUAAACGAAGGUGGUGACUCAUCCUACAAAUUGCAACUGUCAGCACAGUCCGAGCGCGGCUAACUGACAGCUAGCUGUGGUGAGUCAGAGUAGAGUUUAGCUUGUAGGUACUGGGCCAUGGUGUUGCUGUCACGCUGCAUUUUAGCCUCAGGAAACUGAAAAAGACAAAAAAAUGAGAUGAGAUUUUCUUUUGUUUUUGUAUCUUACCAUUUUAGAUUAGUGAAUAUAAUAUAAUAAAAAAAUAUAUGAUAAUACAACACACUGUUCCCUACACUGGGUUUUCUGAGGUCAUAGGUGAUGAUGAAAUAUCAGCCGCCAGUAUUUUUUAAAUAUAAAUGGCUCCUCUGGUCACGCCCCCAAAAUCUCAUGAAAACUAUUUGAGUAUUAUUUUGUUAAUCCUGCUAAAUAACAAACAAACAACUACAUUUGAUAUUGAUUCAUACAAACCAGGACAUGUAACAGUGAAUCAACCUGUAGACGUUCUUUGAGGAAAACAAACAUAGUCUAAACCACCUCAGACUUUUAUUGCAGUUUCUUGUCACUUAUCAUUCCAGAGUAUCUGCUCUAAAUUAAGAUUGGCCUGACCACAUCAUCAGAGAAGCUCUAUUAAUAAUUGAUUAUAAUGAUAAGAGUGUGCUGUUCAGUUAGGGGUAUGAAUAAGGCCAUCAAAAAAAUGUUAUUCCAAUUCUGCAUCACUAUCUGGAGGUAAAGAAUAAAGACUGAUGGGUCGACUUGAAUAAAGAAGUUUAAAAAAAAAAGGAAAAUGGUUUUAAAUAAUCUCAUAUUUUUCACUUAUCUCAGAAACCUUUCCUUUAGGACUCGAUGAUGGACAGAAAUGACGUGAGAAGAUGUCUGUACUUACGCCACACGGUCUGUUGAGGGGCUCUCCUGGAGCUUUCUGUCGUUUCACCCGGUCAUCAUCAGGACCAUUUGAGACGUGUUAACCUUUUUUCAGUGUUACAGUUUUUCUGUGUAUUUAUAAAAGUCUCUCAGACAGAGGCUGAAAUUAAAAAUAGAAAUUCUGAACCUGAACAUGAGCAGCAAUUUGUCUCCUUCAAGCCAACGUGAGAUGAGAACUCUGACCAUUGGCUGAUGACGAUCGUGUCAUAGGACCAGCAGCUCCAGUUUGGCCGCUUAACGAACCCUGUGGUGAUAUCGUUUUUUAUUUGUAA